Molecule: messenger RNA, 1341 nt
Organism: Debaryomyces hansenii CBS767
Lineage: Eukaryota; Fungi; Ascomycota; Pichiomycetes; Serinales; Debaryomycetaceae
Gene: PEX13
Product: peroxin
Exons: 1
Coding region: 1-1341 (446 amino acids)
Biological process (GO): protein import into peroxisome matrix, docking
Cellular component (GO): peroxisomal importomer complex; peroxisome; peroxisomal membrane
Molecular function (GO): protein binding
Source: RefSeq, a predicted model, not a curated record
AUGUCAGCUCCUAGAACAAAACCCUGGGAAGUAUCUUCUGGUACUUCGACAGCUACAGCAACUGGAGACAAUAUGAAUAGCAUAAACGGAGGUGCAACAACUAACCCGAUAGGUGAUAAUUCAUCCACUCAAGCUCAAGUACCUGAUCGGCCAACUUCUUUGACGUCAGAUUUAUCAUCCAUGUCUAAUACAUCGCCAUAUGGUAGUACCGGAUAUGGAUCUACAACAGGAUCGAGAUAUGGCGGUGGCUAUGGGUCGUCGAUGUACGGCGGUGGAUUAGGGUCUUCUAUGUAUGGUGAUGGAUAUGGAUCGUCGAUGUAUGGUAGUGGAGGAUUAGGAUCAUCGAUGUAUGGAGGUGGAUAUGGAUCAUCGAUGUAUGGUAUGGGAAGUAUGGGAAGUAUGGGUGGUAUGGGUGGUAUGGGAGGAUAUGGUAUGGGCGGUAUGGGAGGAUAUGGUGGUGGAAUGUAUGGACAACAACGCCCAGGAAUGGGAGGAGGAUUAGCCGAAGGUACACAGGCAACGUUCCAGCUUAUUGAGUCGAUUAUUGGUGCGGUGGGAGGUUUUGCACAAAUGUUGGAAGCUACGUAUAUGGCGACUCAUUCAUCCUUUUUCACCAUGAUUUCCGUUGCUGAACAAUUUGGUAAUUUAAAGAAUGCAUUAGGUUCCUUAUUGGGUAUAUUUGCCGUGAUAAAAUUUGCUAAAAAAAUAUUUUACAAGAUCACCGGUAGGACUUAUAAUCAUGGAAUUAGUGUAAAUGAAUUUGCCAAGUUCGAAAAAGGCCAAAAGAAGUUGGAAGAAAACAUGAGAAAGCAACAAAGUGGUAAAGCACCAAGAAUUUCAUUCAAGCCAUUAUUAUUAUUUUUAGCUGCAUCGAUUGGUUUCCCAUAUUUAUUAAGUAAGGCUAUUCAAAAGAUUGCUGAACAACAACAGCGUAAGCAGCAAAUGCUCGGGGCACAAGGUGAUGUACCUGGUGCUGUGAACCCAACAAACUUACAAUUUGCCAAAGCAUUGUAUGAAUUCAACCCAGAAAACCCAAACAUAGAAAUCGAAUUGAAGCCAAAUGAAUUGGUGGCGAUUUUAUCCAAAUUGGACCCAAUGGGCAAUGAAAGCAAAUGGUGGAAGGUGAGAUCUAGACAGGGCAAAGUGGGGUACGUUCCACUGAACUAUCUAGGUGUGAUCGAAAGAAAAGUACAGCAAAUCGAACCAUCAAACCAACUCCCACAUCAAAAUCCAAACUUAACCCAAGUACCCGUCCCCGAACAACCUGCUACCAAUCAACAGCACGACAAGCAAUUUAAUAAAAAAAUAUCAGUUGACGAAUUCAAAAGCUUUCAAAGUUGA